Molecule: messenger RNA, 1522 nt
Organism: Saccostrea echinata
Lineage: Eukaryota; Metazoa; Mollusca; Bivalvia; Ostreida; Ostreidae
Product: laminin subunit gamma-3-like
Exons: 10
Coding region: 28-1422 (464 amino acids)
Molecular function (GO): protein binding
Source: RefSeq, a predicted model, not a curated record
CCGGGUUAUUUAUAGGUUACAGAUCACAUGACAAAACAUUGUGAUCAUGGGUUGGAAAUGGAGAUGACAUUUCUUAUCAAGUGUUGUAAAAUCAUCAGCUGGAUUAUAUUGUUGUUUUUGAUAUCAGAGGCCAGUGGUUUAGGUUAUGAACUGUCUAUCAACUGUACAGUGCACUAUGUGACAUGUCAAGCAUGUAUUGCUGGUUCUUUUGCAAACAGUUCUGUUGAAGAAUGUGCCUGUUGUCUCACAGCUUCUCCAGGCCAAUGCUUUAACCAGUCUUUCUGUCAAGAGUGCAGUAAGGGGUAUUACCAGAACAAUUCAGCCCAAACCAAUUGUUUUCCCUGUCAGAAAGGAUUUUAUACCAACAAGAAAGGCUCUACAGACUGUACACCAUGUGAGGUUGGAUUUUUUGCCAAUAAGACAGGACUGUCAGUUUGUUAUCCUUGUCCUCUGGGAACCUUCCAGAAUAAAACUGGACAACCAGAGUGCAGCCUGUGUCCAGUAGGACAGUACCAAAGUCAAAAGGGACAAAGUGAGUGCAAAAAUUGCUCAGAGGGAACGUUUCAGAAUCACCAAGGACAGCCACAGUGUGAGGAUUGUUCCCCAGGUUUCUACCAGAACCAAACUGGUCAGAGAACUUGUUGGAAGUGUCCUUCUGGGCAGUAUCAGGAAGAGAAGGGGUGUAGCAGCUGUAAUCCCUGUGAUAGAAAUACUUACUGCAGGGAGCCUGGGUGUAUUCAUUGUUCCUUAUGUCCAGCUGGUACAUUUGGGAAUGACUCUAUAGGUCUGGUGGAAUGUCCAGCCUGUCAUCCAGGAAGUUUCUCGGCAGCCAAUGGCUCAAGUCAAUGUACCCUAUGUUCUAAAGGGUUUUAUCAGAGUAAAUUUAACAAGACCAAUUGUGACCCAUGUGCUGUUGGAUCCUACUGCAGUGAUACCGGUUGUGAAGAAUGUGGACCAUGUCCAAGAGGUCAAGAAACCAGAGAACAAAAUAGCACAUUAUGUCAUGAAUGUCUUAUAGGUUAUUACAAAGAUGUGCAAUCAAAGAAGCUGUGUAAGGAAUGUGAGGAUGGCUUCUACACUACAGUCAAAGGUUCCUUCCUUUGUAAACAAUGUCCACAAGGAUACUAUUGUCCUUCAACAUGGGAAUCCCCAAGGGUCUGCCCUCAGUCAGCCAUUUGUCCAGCAGGAAGCUCUUCCCCAGAAUCAUGUGACAUUCCAUUUUUUUCUGCUGAUGUUCAGACGCAAAAAUGCAAGGCAACUGAGGAACUCAUUGCUCUGAUUAUAGGGGUCUCUGUUGUGGCUUUUAUUAUUUUGGCUCUGAUUGUGUACAAAGUUCACAAGGAAAGGAAAGCAAGACAGUUCCAAGAGGAAACACAGCCUUUAACCACAGCACCCAAAAAUCAAAUAUACAUGGGAUUAUAGCAGUCAAAAACUAAACAAAGAGUAAAAUUGUCAGGCAUUUUAACACAUAUUAUAUGUAGCAGAUAGAUAGAAAUGAUUAAAUUGAAAAAUAAUAAAUUAA